AUGUCAAACAUUCAGCGUGGAUCAGAAGAAGCAGCUACCGAUAGCGAAUCACAACCGUCAAAUUCAAUAAAGAAUAGAAAUCAUAAUGAAUCGGCUCCGGAACCCUUGGAAGUAGAUACUACCCUUAAUUCAGAGGAGAAUGCCCAUCGAGCGAAUGCUUGGGAGCCACCAUCACUGUUCCGCACAUUGACUCAACAGCAGCGAGAUGAUGCUCACAAAAAGUUCAUAGAGCAACAGUCUAAACCUACCCGUACCAUUUGGCAUGGCUUGUACGAUAGUUACGCUAAAGUUUCAACAUCGAAAAUUCUGGAGAAUAAGUCCAGUGUAGCUCGAGAUCAUUUAGCGAACGAAAGGACAUUCUUAGCUUGGGUACGUACUUCCCUUUCACUGAUCACAGUCGGCGUUGCUAUCACACAGUUGUUUCAACUUAAUUCAACGCAACCGAAUGCUCGCCAAAUUGGAAGAGCUUUUGGAGCAACGUUCGUCUUAUUUAGUAUAACCUUUUUAUACUUUGCCAACGCUCGAUAUUUUCAUUCACAACAUGCGAUGAUUAAGGGACAAUUUCCUGCCAGUAGAGGAGCUGUCAUUCUAGGAUCAUCGCUACUGCUUGCUGCUCUUGUUGCUAUGUUUGCUAUCAUUCUAGCUUCCUAA
Umbelopsis ramanniana AG is the source of this 651-nucleotide messenger RNA. RefSeq lists its product as uncharacterized. The record is from RefSeq and is a predicted model, not a curated record. Lineage: Eukaryota; Fungi; Mucoromycota; Umbelopsidomycetes; Umbelopsidales; Umbelopsidaceae. The transcript has 3 exons. The coding region runs from base 1 to 651 and encodes 216 amino acids.